GAUGGGUCAAAAGAACGUGAGAGACCAUUGAAUCAAAUGGAGUCUAAAUCGGCUUCGACACAUAUCUUGUUAAAUUGCCUAGAAGUUCAAUCUUAUUAUGAUCUCUUUGUGGAGAUACAUGGCCAAGAAAUAGUGUCCGACCAAUUUGCCCCUUGGUUUAACAAUUACGUUUACAAUAAUCCGUGUGGUUUUCAUGAACAAUUUUUGAGGGACAUAUCUUGGGGACCUACUAGUGUCCAUUGUAUGGAAAAAUAUGUGGUUAAUGGUUUCAAAUUUAAUACCCGUGAAUGUGCUAACCAUAUGAAAACUAAUAACAGUGGUGUGUGGGUUAAAAGUGCUGAUGGUGUUGAUUAUUUUGGUGUAAUCGAAGAGAUCUUAGAGUUAGAUUAUUCUGGUUGGCCUCUUAAAAAAAUUGUUCUUUUCCUAUGUAACUGGUUUGAUCCAACCCCAAAAAGAGGUACGAUGGUACUGAAGGAGUGCAAUAUCAUUGAAGUAAAGCACAAGUGGAGGUAUGCAGGUUAUGAUCCUUUCCUCAUUGCACACAAUGUUAAGCAGAUGUACUAUGUCCCUUAUCCAUUGAGACCAGAUAAGUUUGAUUGGUGGGUGGUUAUUAAAACCAAGCCGAUUGGUCGUGUGGAAGUUGAGAAUGAUCUGCCUGCUGCCUUUCAGACUGACGACAUAUCACAUGUUAACCAAGUGGUCAACUCAGAAUUAGUAACUGAACUGGGGCAUCCAGAACAUAUAUUAGAAGAAGUCGAUGUAGCAGAAGUUACUGAUGAAGUCGAAGAAAAUGAUGAAAUUGAAACAAGCGAUGAGGAAGAGUGGUCGGACGAGGAAGAAAAUGAUCAAAAUUAGCCUGUAUUUCAUUUUAGAACUAUUUAAUAUCUGUAGUUUUACUUAAUUGAUUGUAAGACUUAUAAGUAUCUGAAUCUUAAUUGAAUGUAAGACUUAUAAAUGUCUCA
This is a messenger RNA of Lycium ferocissimum, 962 nucleotides long. RefSeq lists its product as uncharacterized. The record is from RefSeq and is a predicted model, not a curated record. Lineage: Eukaryota; Viridiplantae; Streptophyta; Magnoliopsida; Solanales; Solanaceae. The transcript has 3 exons. Bases 37 to 855 code for a protein of 272 amino acids.